Acanthopagrus latus (yellowfin seabream) is the source of this 6329-nucleotide messenger RNA. RefSeq names its product kinesin heavy chain-like. The transcript has 26 exons. Gene Ontology annotation, biological process: microtubule-based movement. The coding region runs from base 432 to 3377 and encodes 981 amino acids. The record is from RefSeq and is a predicted model, not a curated record. Lineage: Eukaryota; Metazoa; Chordata; Actinopteri; Spariformes; Sparidae. Gene Ontology annotation, molecular function: microtubule motor activity; ATP binding; microtubule binding.
UCAAUCUGUCAUUGACUACAAACUUUUCUGUAGUUUAAAUAAUAAAGAUAAUUUCAUAUGCUUUCAGUCUCAGAGACGCUCAGGUCAGAUUAAAUGUCUCUGAUGUCUCCUCUUCUCUUCACGGAUCUUAUAAAUUGUCCCCUGGAUGAACUCAUCAGUCAGGUCGUCUCCAUAGCAACAGGACGGACUCCAGGUCCCAGAGUUCCGUGCGGCUCGGCGGGUGGGGCGGACCUGUGAGGGGGAGUGUCCUCCAUCAGUCAGCCCGCUGAGGAGAGACGGUGAGCGGCUCAGACCUCCACCUUCACCGGACAUCUGAGCCUGUGCAGGCGGGCGGAGGAGGACCAGCGUUUCCGGCUGUCUGACCCGGUUCUGUCUCCGCUCUCCGGGGCUUUGUUUUCGGUCUCGGUGUUUACCGGCGGACGGUGUGCGUGAUGACGGACGCGGUGGAGUGCGGGGUGUGCGGGGUGAAGGUGAUGUGUCGCUUCAGGCCGCUGAACGACGCGGAGCGAAGCCGCGGAGACAAAUUCAUCCCCAAAUUCAACGGAGAGGACACGGUGGUGGUGGCGGGGAAGCCGUAUGUGUUCGACCGAGUCCUUCCUCCAAACUCAGAGCAGGUUCAGGUGUACGACACCUGCGCCAGGCAGAUCGUUAAAGAUGUGUUGGGAGGAUAUAACGGGACCAUCUUUGCUUACGGUCAGACGUCGUCAGGAAAGACUCACACCAUGGAGGGGAACCUGCAUGACCCGCAGCUGAUGGGAAUCAUCCCUCGUAUCUCCAGAGACAUCUUCGACCACAUCUACUCCAUGGACGAGAACCUGGAGUUUCACAUCAAGGUCUCUUACUUUGAAAUCUACCUGGAUAAGAUCAGAGACUUACUGGACGUGUCGAAGACAAACCUGGCUGUUCACGAGGACAAAAACAGGGUUCCAUUUGUCAAGGGCUGCACAGAGCGUUUUGUUUCCAGUCCUGAUGAAGUGAUGGACGUCAUCGACGAGGGGAAAGCUAACAGACACGUGGCCGUCACCAACAUGAACGAGCACAGCUCUCGCAGUCACAGCAUCUUUCUGAUCAACAUCAAGCAGGAGAACGUGGAGACGGAGAUGAAGCUGUCGGGGAAACUUUACCUGGUCGACCUGGCAGGCAGCGAGAAGGUGAGUAAAACAGGAGCAGAAGGCGCUGUGUUGGACGAAGCCAAGAACAUCAACAAGUCUCUGUCUGCUCUCGGCAACGUCAUCGCUGCUCUGAGUGAAGGAACUAAAACCCACGUCCCGUACAGAGACAGUAAGAUGACUCGGAUCCUGCAGGACUCUCUGGGAGGAAACUGUCGAACCACCAUCAUCAUCUGCUGCUCUCCGUCUGUUUACAACGAGGCUGAGACCAAGUCCACCCUCAUGUUCGGACAGAGAGCUAAAACCAUAAAGAACACAGUGUCAGUGAACCUGGAGCUGACGGCUGAGGAGUGGAAGAAGAAGUAUGAGAAGGAGAAGGAGAAGAACCAGAGACUGAACGUGGUGAUACAGAAACUGGAGAACGAGCUGAAACGCUGGAGGAAAGGUGAGUCUGUACCUGUGGAGGAGCAGCUGAGCGGCAGAAACAAGAAAGGCGGCAGCAGCAGCAACGAGGCGACGGUGGUGAUUGACAGCUUGGCCCCGCCCCCUGUCCCUCUGUCAGAUGGAGAGAAGAUGCAGUACGAGACGCUCAUCACCGACCUGUACCAUCAGCUGGACGACAAGGAUGAGGAGAUCAAUCAUCACAGUCAGACGGCCGAGAAACUCAAACAGCAGCUGAUGGAUCAGGAUGAGCUGCUGCUGUCGAGCCGUCAGGACUACGAGCGUGUUCAGGACGAGCUGUCACGUCUGCAGAGGGACAGCGACUCGGCCAAAGAGGAGGUGAAGGAGGUGCUGCAGGCGCUGGAGGAGCUCGCCGUCAACUACGACCACAAGAGCCAAGAGGUGGAGAACAAGAACCGCUGCAACGACCAGCUGAACGAGGAGCUGGCACGCAAAACUGUGAGUCUGGAGACAGUUCAGAGGGAGUUCUCCACCCUGCAGGAGAUCAGCGCUCAUCAUAAGAAGAGGUCGGCAGAGAUCCUCGGUCUGCUGCUCAGAGACCUCAGUGAGAUCGGAGGCGUCCUCGGUACCACCGACCUCAAAGCUAUGACGGAGACGAGCGGCGUGAUGGAGGAGGAGUUCACCACAGCUCGCCUCUACAUCAGUAAGAUGAAGUCGGAGGUCAAAUCUCUGGUGAACCGCAGCAAACAGCUGGAGAUCAACCUGACGGAGAACCUCAGCAGGAUGGAGGCCAGCGAGAAGGAGCUCAACACCUGUCAGCUGCUCGUCUCACAGCACCAGGCGAAGGUUGUGUCUCUGACAGACGACCUGAUGAAGGUGGAGCAGAAGAAGAGGAAGCUGGAGGAGAGUCAGGACUCUCUGAUGGAGGAGGUCGCCAAACUCCAGGCUCAAGGUCAAAUGCAGGAGGUGCACGUGAUGGACAAAGAGAAGGAGCACAUGAGCCGACUGAAGGAUGCAGUUGAGAUGAAGAGAACCCUGGAGGAACAGAUGGAGAACCACAGAGAGGUUCAUCAGAAACAGCUGAGUCGCCUCCGAGACGAGAUCGAACACAAGCAGAGAAACGUCGACCAACUCAAAGAUGUGAAUCAGGCUCUGCAGCUGGAGAACAGGAAGCUUCAGUCUGACUACGACAAACUGCGAGCUGAGGAUCAGAACAAAGGCCAGAAGCUUCAGAAGCUGAUGUUCCUGAAUGAGAAGCGGGAACAAGCCAAAGAGGACCUGAAGGGUCUGGAGGAGACCGUGGCCAAAGAGCUUCAGACGCUGCACAAUCUCCGUAAAGUCUUCAUCGAGGACAUCAGCACUCGAGUCAAGAGUAGUUCUGAGAACGACUGUGACGAGGCCGGUGGCAGUUUGGCUCAGAGACAGAGGAUCGUCUUCUUAGAAAACAACCUGGAGCAGCUCAGCAAGGUCCACAAACAGCUGGUGCGAGACAACGCUGACCUUCGCUGCGAGCUGCCCAAGCUGGAGAAGCGUCUGCGGGCCACAGCAGAGCGAGUGAAAGCUCUGGAAUCUGCCCUCAGGGACGCCAAGGCAUCGGCCAUGCGGGACCGCAAACGCUACCAACAGGAGGUGGACCGGAUCAAAGAGGUGGUGCGGUCCAAGAACGUCUCCAGGAGAGUGCACUCUGCUCAGAUAGCCAAGCCAAUCAGAGCUGGACAUCAGCACCAUCAGCACCCAUCCUCCUCUCCCACCGUCAGACCAACCAUCCGAGGAGGAGGUGCGACGGCCAGUCCACGUCAUCACUCCCCCCGGCAGCAACCGCAUCAGCCACAGCAGCAGCAACCUCAUCAGAGCCUCAGCAAGUAAGCUGAAGGUAGCAGACGACUCCAGAUCAGUUUCCUUUUCUGUGGAUCUUUGGAUUUCUGAACUCUCCUUCUCUCACCACUCUGCCUUUACUGGAACCAGUCUCCUCGUUUCUACUACUUUCCACCUUAAAAGCCAUUCCACCUUAACAGCCAACAAGUGCAUUCUUUCCUCCUCAAAGUCUGUUACUGCCUGACUGUCUUUUCUUAUCCAGACAGAAUCUCAGUCAGCUCUGGUGCUCCGAAUCUGUUCAUUAGCCGGGAUAAAUUAAUAGUUUAAAGUGUUAGAUAAUGAGUUCAAUGUGUUAAAUGAGUUUAAGAACGAGUUAAAUCAGUUAACUUUGGGUUUCUACCUGAAGUUAACAGGAGUUGGAUGAUAAUGACUUUAAUGUAGACUAAUGUUGUGUCUCUGUUAUCUUGGUACCAAGUUGAUAAAUGUGUUGUUAUGGGGAAAAAAAAUACAUUUAUUCAUAUUAAUUUAUUUUAUUAAUUAUUAUUAAAAAUACUGUGACAAUAACAAAUUAGGAAUGAUGCAAAUAAGUAAGCAGGCUCCUGCAGGGAAAUCUAAAUUAUGAGAUACUGAGUCAACUUUACAGCCUUUAGGUCCAAAUUAUGGCACAAUAUUUAGAUUUAGAUUUAGAUUUAGAUUCGCUGAAAGGCUCCACAAGUUACUGUAGUUCAAUGUUCAAAUCAAUCACUAGAAUAAUUGUUGGAAAUUUCCUUUUUCACCAGCCACGGACAUGUUAAAGGUUACGUUUCCUUAAGUUAUAAUUACAUUUUUUUGUGACAAUGCUCUUCUUAUAUUCUAGUUAGGUUUAGGCACUCAAACCACUUGGUUAAAGUUGUUUUGGCUUAAAAUCUCCAGUGGUUUCACAUGUAAAAUUAUGUACGCAAUUAAAAUCCCUGGUUCUGUCACCACAAACACACUGGAAAAUGUCUCAACUUCUAGUAAAAAACAUAUCCAGUGGUUUCACACUUAGAAGGGUUGAAACAUUUCACACAGUGGUUUCUGGCUCAAUAGCUUCCUCACCAAAAUCCACUUAGUCAGGUCCACGAAAAGAUCAUGUUGUGGCUUAAAUUACUAUUUUCUGCAGCCAAAAACAUGAAAACAUGAAAAUGUCCAACAUCCAAUUAAAAAUACCCAGUGGUUUCACGCUUACAGUUGUUGAAACACUUGCUCGAAUGGUCUCUGGCUUGGCAGCCCUCUUCUGCCACCACAAACACAGCUGGAAAGUGACCUGACAUCUGGUUUAAAGUGCUCAGUGGUUUCCUGCUAACUGAAGUUGAAACCCUGGCUGAACAGUGGUCUCUGGCUUGGCAGCCAUCUUGUGCAGAAUCAUUGACUCAUUUUUCACUUUGACAUAAUAUCUCAUAAUUUUCACUGAUGGUGAAAUAGUUGCUUAUAAGGAUGACAUGAGAGUUUUGUGCUCGCAGCUGUAUGUACAAUAUUAUUGUAUAUUUCAUCCACAGUAUUUAUGUAUCAGUAAAGACUUUACAGAACUAUUCAUGAAUGACUGAGACACAGUUAGUCUACAUCACAUUGGAGCUCCAUCUAUGUUCUGAUGAAUGUUUACAACUUUUUUUAGUAUUAUGUUUUUAACUUUUUACAGUUUACACUGUUAAAGAUUUAAAAAAUGAAUAAAUGCAGGCUUCUUUCUAUUGAUGUUCACAGUUCAUCAUCAGAAAACUGUUACCGCCAGGAAAAUAAAUACAUGAACAGUUAGGAACGAUAAAAUUAAAGUCAUGAAGAACUAACUGGUCACGUGGAAGUGUCUUAGUAAGAAGGUAAUAAUUAGUUCAAUAAUUAGAGAUUUAAUUAUUAUUCAGCUUCCCCUCAGCAGGUUCUACAUCAAAGACACUUCCCAUACUUACCUUUGGAUAACUAUAAUUCAGUUCAGGAAAUUUAGAAGAAUUUCUUCAAAGCUGACUGAUCUGCUGAAGCGUAUGAUGGCAUGAUGAGCAGAAAUAUCAGCUAUUUAUUACAUUCUUAAUGCUUGUGAAAGAACAGGAUAUUAUAAUUACAUCAUAUCAGGGUAAUUUUCAAUAGAUUUUAAGGUAUUUAUUUUAGGAAUCUGGUGAUAAAAUCAGAGAAAGUGCAUAAACAUACAUUAGUUGAUAAUUAUGAAAUGAUGUUUUAUGGAAUAAUGUCUAAUUGUCUGUCCACUGUUGGGAAAUAAAAUCUGUUAUAAGAGUAAAAUGUUGAGACUUCCAGUCAGAAUUUAUAAAACAUUACAGUAUUAAGAGACGUCGUCACGGUUUUGCAAGAAAUAAUUGUGAUACUGAGGUGUAAUACAAAUGUUUUCACUCACUCACUAAAAAAUACAAUAAAUUCUCAACAUAUUCUUCAUCUUACACAAUUAUGACUGGAAAAAAAACCUCCUUAAAAAUGAAUAUAUUCAAUAUUAUCAUGAUAAUAACAUAAUAAUAAUUGUUUGACAUCUUUUCCUCUCAUAACAUUUUGACUUUCGUCACAGUGGCUGAUGUCUUAUUUUGACUUUAUUUGCCAUAAUUAUGAUGAUAAUAUAUAAAUAGAAACAAAUAAAACAGCCGCAGUCGGUCGUCCAAAAAACAUUCCUGAUACAUUAUAAUAUAAUAGUUACUGAAUCAUUUCUAAGUCUUAUCAAGAUAUAAAUAAUUUGUUAUUCCUGACGUUUCAUGAAGUUUUAAUUUUCCUGGACUGAAUGUUUUAUAACGCAGACGUUGAUUGUGUUUUUUUUAAUAUUUGAUAUGUAUUUCACGGGUGUUUCUAUUGAUUCAGUUUUUUGACUUUUUCUUACUUUUUCGGACAGUAUUCAUGAGCUCAGAGUGUUUCUAUCUGUAAUAUUUCUACAAACUAAAUCGGUGUUGAGCUGCUGCUGUGUUUCAUUGUAAGUUGUAGCUGGAUUCAUCUGAACGCAUCGUGAACUUCACGUGUCUGAGAAGCACAGCGUCUCUGUUGCACCACAGUGUUUGUCUG